This is a messenger RNA of Cryptotermes secundus, 2541 nucleotides long. Its product is annotated as retinal dehydrogenase 1. The transcript is spliced from 12 exons. Bases 812 to 2281 code for a protein of 489 amino acids. NCBI's taxonomy places the organism in Eukaryota, Metazoa, Arthropoda, Insecta, Blattodea, Kalotermitidae. Gene Ontology annotation, molecular function: aldehyde dehydrogenase (NAD+) activity. The record is from RefSeq and is a predicted model, not a curated record.
GUGUUCGAUUUUAGCUUCUCACAGCAGGGACUGUCAGAAUCUGUGAUGCUUUGUGGUCAGGCAUAAGUUUACAGCAUUUUGGAGAAACAUGCUGUACCAUUUUCUGGAUUGAACAGUACAUCAAGCAAGUAUGAUGAAUCUUCAGCUUCCAUAAUAACGAAACUUCUUGGCCAGAUGAAUAACUAGAGCACAAUAGAUGAAGUACAACACAGCUUGCUAGUUGUCUGAUUUACUAUGGCAAGAUUUUGAUCACUUUCACUGGAAGACAGUAAUAUCUAUGUCCGUGAUAUGUUAAUCCAAGCUGCACAAACAUAAUACAGAGACCAGCACUAGUGUGUAUUUCAGAGAUCCCUCAAUUUUGAUUUUCUGCCAGAGAAUGGAGUUGGCCUGAUAGGCCUCUUGUGUGUUUAUCAUUCUCCGGUAUGGUUAUUAACGAUGGAUGUGGAUUGAGAUUACGUCAAAGAAAGUCACUUCAGUUUCGGCAACAAGCCGAAAGCCUGUUUAUUCCGGAAGUUUGCGCUUAAUCUCGGCGAUAAAUUUGAGUCAUGACAACCUUGAACACCUUGAAUCAAGCAUUUUUCCGAUAUCCGUUAGUUGUUCAAUUCUGGCGCUAGAUGUCAUGUUGCUCUAUUUCAGAGCGAUCUUGUCGUUUUGUCGUUCUUGUCGUUGCAUGUCCUGUCGCUUUGCUUUCCCAACGAGCAGGGGCACAGACUAAUCAGUUCACACGGAACCCUCUCAAGCGGACGAUUGAAAGGCAGUGCUGAUCGUGGUUAGUGUCGAGGGCACAAGAUUUUGUUUGUGACAUAAUAUCAUGGCCAACAGAAACCUGCUGAUUAAAUACACAAAGUUAUUCAUUAACAACCAGUUUGUGGACUCUGCUUCUGGAAAGACAUUCCCCACUUUGAAUCCAGCAAAUGAGAAGAAAAUAGCUGAUAUUGCAGAAGCUGACAAGACUGAUGUCGACCAUGCUGUGGCAGCUGCCAGAGCAGCAUUCAAGAUUGGUUCAGAAUGGAGAAAGCUGGAUGCAUCUGCUCGAGGCAAACUUAUAAACAAGUUGGCCAGUUUAAUUGAGAGGGACACUGAAUACAUUGCAAACCUGGAGACUCUAGACAAUGGAAAACCAUAUGGAGAUUCUGUGUUUGAUAUUGCUUGUGCCAUUGACACUUUCCACUACUAUGCUGGCUGGUGUGACAAGAUUCAUGGCAGCACCGUCCCUGCAGAUGGAGAACUGUUCAGUAUGACACUUAGAGAACCAGUUGGGGUGGUAGGUCAGAUCAUCCCAUGGAACUACCCUAUUCUGAUGCUUGCCUGGAAGUGGGGGCCAGCGCUUGCUACUGGGUGCACAAUUGUUCUCAAACCUGCAGAACAAACACCUCUUACUGCCCUCUAUGUUGCUGCUCUUAGCAAAGAGGCUGGUUUCCCUACAGGUGUCAUAAAUGUGCUGACAGGCUAUGGGCCUACUGCAGGUGCUGCCAUUUCAUCCCACCCAGACAUCAACAAAGUAGCAUUCACUGGUUCCACAGAGGUUGGUAGGUUAAUCUUGGCAGCUGCAGCCAAAUCUAACUUGAAACGAGUAUCACUGGAGCUGGGAGGGAAGAGCCCUUUAGUCAUAUGUUCUGAUGCAGAUGUGGACGAAGCAGUACAAAUUGCACAUGGAGCUGUCUUUAAUAAUCAUGGUCAGAACUGCUGUGCUGGCUCCAGAACCUUUGUGCAUGAGGAUGUGUAUGAAGAGUUUGUGAAAAAGGCUGUAGUUGAAGCAACAAACAGGAAGGUUGGCGACCCAUUUGCUGAUGGCAUUCAACAAGGUCCACAGGUGGAUGACAAAUUGUUCAACAAAGUACUGUCAUUGAUCGAGGCUGGCAAGGUUGAAGGAGCAAAAUUGGAAUGUGGAGGAGAUCGCUGGGGUAAAGAGGGUUACUUCAUUCAACCUACUGUGUUCUCUAAUGUAACUGAUAAUAUGAGAAUAGCCAAGGAAGAGAUCUUUGGUCCUGUGCAAUCCAUAAUCAAAUUCAAAACACUUGAGGAAGCAAUAGAGCGAGCAAAUGAUACUAGCUAUGGGCUGGCAGCAGGAAUUGUUACAAAGGACAUCAACACGGCGCUGAUAUUUGCUCAGUCUGUCCAUGCUGGCUCUGUUUGGGUUAACUGUUAUGAUGCAGUUACACCACAAGCUCCAUUUGGUGGCUACAAGCAGUCUGGUUUUGGCAGAGAAUUGGGAGAAGAUUCCUUAAAGGAGUACCUUGAAGUGAAGACAGUGACCAUUAAGAUGCCUUACAAGAUAUGACCAAGUUACAGUUAUGUGGGAGGCGCAUUAUUGCAGCCAAACUGUAAAAAUAUAGAGAGGUUUAUUUGGGUCUUUAUGAUGGUUAUGGUGACUUUUAUCAGUUCUUUUCUCUGAUGGUAGUAUUAAUUGUAAGUCUCAGUAUGUUUCUUUGUUACCAGUAUGAACUGGCCUCCUACUCAUCAUAUGUUUAAUGUUUUAAUAUUGAGUUCAAAUGCUAAUUAAAUGAGAGUGGCUGAACCAUCACAUUCAUGGCAAAAGAA